Molecule: messenger RNA, 20615 nt
Organism: Salmo salar (Atlantic salmon)
Lineage: Eukaryota; Metazoa; Chordata; Actinopteri; Salmoniformes; Salmonidae
Source: RefSeq, a predicted model, not a curated record
CUCCUCCCCUCCUCCUUCCCUCCUCCCCCUCUCCUUCCCUCUCAUCUCCUCCCCUUCACUCAGACACUUCCAGCUGGUGGUGUAACAUUGCCUCCCAGUCUCAGCUGCCUCUCUCUCUCUCUCUCUCUCUCUCUCUCUCUCUCUCUCUCUCCUUCCUACUCGAUCUCUCUCUACCUUACCUACUUCCCUUCCUCUCAUUCCAUUGCCUGUCCUGUCUGAGGGAUGCUGUGUUGGGAGAAGGGAAUGCGAUGGGUCGUGGUUCAGGUAGGACCAGUAGCCACAUGAAGACAUCAGCAGACGAGAGGAGAGAGAGAGCUGCUUCUGUUUCUCUAGAGACUGAUCCGUCCUGGUCAUCUGUCUGCUGCCAGACCUCAUCUUCCUCAUCUUCAUCUUCCUCCUGGAUACUAGAACACUGGAUCACAUCACCCAGGGUGGAGAAGCUUGGUCCGUUUUAUUUUCCCUGCUACCUACCUAGCUAGAUAGCGUUACUACCUCUGCUGCUGUCCUGAGAGAGAGCAUCACACCACCACCCAGCCCUGCUCCCUGAUACUACAGAGAAGAGCUGUUCCCAGACCUGCUAGGAUACUAUACUACAGAGAAGAGCUGUUCCCAGACCUGGUAGGAUACUAUACUACAGAGAGGAGCUGUUUCCAGACCUGCUAGGAUACUAUACUACAGAGAAGAGCUGUUCCCAGACCUGGUGGGAUACUAUACUACAGAGAAGAGCUGUUCCCAGACCUGCUAGGAUACUAUACUACAGAGAGGAGCUGUUUCCAGACCUGCUAGGAUACUAUACUACAGAGAGGAGCUGUUUCCAGACCUGCUAGGAUACUAUACUACAGAGAGGAGCUGUUCCCAGACCUGCUAGGAUACUAUACUACAGAGAGGAGCUGUUCCCAGACCUGGUAGGAUACUAUACUACAGAGAGGAGCUGUUUCCAGACCUGCUAGGAUACUAUACUACAGAGAGGAGCUGUUCCCAGACCUGGUAGGAUACUAUACUACAGAGGAGCUGUUUCCAGACCUGCUAGGAUACUAUACUACAGAGAGGAGCUGUUCCCAGACCUGGUAGGAUACUAUACUACAGAGAGGAGCUGUUCCUAGACCUGGUAGGAUACUAUACUGCAGAGAGGAGCUGUUCCCAGACCUGCUAGGAUACUAUACUACAGAGAGGAGCUGUUUCCAGACCUGGUAGGAUACUAUACUACAGAGAGGAGCUGUUCCCAGACCUGGUAGGAUACUAUACUACAGAGAGGAGCUGUUCCCAGACCUGGUGGGAUACUAUACUACAGAGAGGAGCUGUUUCCAGACCUGGUAGGAUACUAUACUACAGAGAGGAGCUGUUCCUAGACCUGGUAGGAUACUAUACUACAGAUAGGAGCUGUUUCCAGACCUGGUAGGAUACUAUACUACAGAGGAGCUGUUUACAGACCUGGUAGGAUACUAUACUACAGAGAGGAGCUGUUUCCAGACCUGGUAGAAUACUAUACUACAGAAAGGAGCUGUUUCCAGACCUGGUAGGAUACUAUACUACAGAGGAGCUGUUCUCAGACCCGCUAGGAUACUAUACUACAGAGAGGAGCUGUUCCCAGACCUGGUAGGAUACUAUACUACAGAGAGGAGCUGUUCCCAGACCUGAUAGGAUACUAUACUACAGAGGAGCUGUUCCCAGACCUGGUAGGAUACUAUACUACAGAGAGGAGCUGUUCCCAGACCUGCUAGGAUACUAUACUACAGAGAGGAGCUGUUUCCAGACCUGGUAGGAUACUAUACUACAGAGGAGCUGUUCCCAGACCUGGUAGGAUACUAUACUACAGAGAGGAGCUGUUCCCAGACCUGGUAGGAUACUAUACUACAGAGAGGAGCUGUUCCCAGACCUGCUAGGAUACUAUACUACAGAGGAGCUUUUCCCAGACCUGCUAGGAUACUAUACUACAGAGAGGAGCUGUUUCCCGACCUGGUAGGACUUCCUCCUGCGAUCCUGCUCUAUAAGGAUAUCCGCUCCAUCGCAGCUCCCCAGCAUCAUGGCUCAGGCUGCAUCUCAGAUCAAGAAGAGAGCGAUUGUGGACACCUCCGUUGAGGACGAGAAGCUUAAGAAGAGGAAGAUCAGACAAGCCCAACGGCAGCUGAAGAAAAAGAUUGACAGUAAUGCCAGCUACUUGAGAGCAGCCCGGGCAGGGAACCUAGAGAAGGCUUUGGAUUACCUGAAGACUGGGGUCGAAAUCAACAUCUGUAACCAGAAUGGCCUCAACGCCCUCCACCUGGCCUCUAAAGAGGGCCAUGCCGAGGUGGUCACACAGCUCAUCAAGCUGGGAGCCAAUGUGGACGCUGCAACUAAGAAAGGUAACACAGCUCUCCACAUAGCGUCUCUAGCUGGUCAGGUGGAUGUAGUGAAGGAGCUGGUGACCAGUGGAGCUAACGUCAACGCACAGUCUCAGAAUGGCUUCACUCCUCUGUACAUGGCUGCUCAGGAGAAUCAUCAGAAGGUGGUCAGAUACCUGCUGGACCAUGGCUCCACACAGGGCAUCGCUACAGAGGAUGGCUUCACCCCCCUGGCGGUGGCGUUGCAGCAGGGACAUGAACAGGUGGUCUCUCUGCUCCUGGAGAAUGACACGAAAGGGAAGGUCCGGCUCCCGGCACUCCACAUUGCCGCGCGCAAAGACGAUACCAAGGCUGUUGCACUGCUGCUCCAGAUCGACCACAACGCAGAUGUCGAGUCCAAGAUGAUGGUGAAUAGGACCACAGAGAGUGGCUUUACUCCGCUGCACAUUGCUGCUCACUACGGCAACAUCAACGUGGCAACGCUCCUCCUCAACCGCGGCGCCGCCGUGGACUUCAAGGCCAGGAAUGACAUCACACCGCUGCACGUGGCUUCUAAGAGAGGGAAUGGCAACAUGGUCAAAGUUCUGCUGGAGAGGGGAGGCAAGAUAGACGCCAGGACUAAGGACGGUCUGACCCCUCUCCACUGUGGCGCCAGGAGCGGACAUGAACAAGUGCUGGAGAUGCUGCUAGACAGAGGAGCUCCCAUCCUGUCCAAAACUAAGAACGGUCUGUCUCCCCUCCACAUGGCCACCCAGGGGGACCAUCUGAACUGUGUUCAGCUCCUGCUACACCACGAGGUUCCUGUUGAUGAUGUCACCAACGACUACCUGACGGCCCUGCAUGUCGCCGCCCACUGCGGACACUAUAAGGUCGCCAAGGUCAUUGUGGACAAGAAGGCCAAUCCCAACGCUAAAGCACUGAAUGGUUUCACUCCGCUCCACAUCGCCUGCAAGAAGAACAGAAUCAAAGUGAUGGAACUACUGCUGAAACACGGAGCGUCCAUACAGGCAGUGACCGAGUCGGGUCUCACUCCGAUCCAUGUGGCGGCUUUCAUGGGACACGAUAACAUCGUCACUCAGCUGACGAAUCACGGAGCUUCGCCAAACACAACUAAUGUGAGGGGAGAGACGCCGCUCCACAUGGCAGCGAGAGCCGGCCAGGCUGACGUGGUCAAAUACCUGGUUCAGAACGGAGCCAGAGUGGAGGUCAAGGCCAAGGACAACCAGACCCCGCUCCACAUCUCCAGUCGUCUGGGGAAGCCUGACAUCGUGCUGCAUCUGCUGCAGAACGGGGCGUGUCCUGACGCCACUACCUCCUCUGGCUACACCCCCUUACACCUGGCUGCCAAAGAGGGACACAGAGACGUCACCUCAGUCCUCCUUGACCAGGGGGCUUCUCCAGACAUCACUACCAAGAAAGGCUUCACUCCCCUCCAUGUUGCAGCUAAGUAUGGGAAGAUAGAAGUGGCCAACCUUCUGCUGCAGAGACACACUGCGCCCGAUGCAGCUGGGAAGAGUGGUCUAACUCCCCUACACGUAGCUGCUCAUUAUGAUAACCAGAAAGUGGCUCUGCUGCUGCUGGACCAGGGAGCUUCACCGCACGCUGCUGCCAAGAAUGGGUAUACUCCUCUCCACAUCGCGGCUAAGAAGAACCAGAUGGAGAUCGCAACGACGCUGCUGGAGUACGGAGCCAACACCAACGCUACGACACGUCAGGGCAUCACACCGCUGCACCUGGCCUCUCAGGAGGGCAACGUAGACAUCGUUACCCUGCUACUGGCCAGGGACGCCACCAUCAGCUUGGGCAACAAGAGUGGUCUGACUCCUCUCCACCUGGCAGCUCAGGACGACAAGGUGAACGUAGCUGAGGUGCUGGUUAACCAGGGGGCCACUGUUGACCCAGAGACUAAGAUGGGAUACACUCCACUGCACGUGGCGUGUCACUAUGGAAACGUGAAGAUGGUCAACUUCCUGCUAAAGAACCAGGCCAAGAUCAACGCCAAAACCAAGAACGGAUACACCCCCCUCCAUCAGGCGGCCCAGCAAGGCCACACCCACAUCAUCAACCUACUGCUGCAGCACGGGGCCUCUCCCAACCACGUCACUGUGAAUGGUAACACGGCCCUGUCCAUCGCCAGGAGGCUGGGGUACAUCUCUGUAGUGGAUACUCUGAAGGUCGUCACUGAGGAAACACAGACCACUCUGACGGUGACCGAGAAACACAAGAUGAACGUUCCAGAAACCAUGAAUGAGGUUCUGGACAUGUCGGAUGAUGACGUUGGUAAAGCCAAUGUACCUGAAAUGCUCAAUGAAGACUAUUUAUCUGAUGUUGAAGAAGGUGAGGAUGCGAUGACAGGCGACACGGAUAAGUACCUGGGACCCCAGGACCUGAGAGAGCUGGGAGAUGACUCUCUGCCCCAGGAGGGUUACAUGGGCUUUAGCAUCGGAGCACGCAGCGCCAGCCCUAAGGUCUGCAGUUCGGAUAGGUCCAACACCCUGAACAGGACCUCUUACACCAGAGACAGCAUGAUGAUCGAAGAGAUACUGGCUCCUACCAAGGAUAUGAACCUGGCGGUGGCCAGCAGAGACUGUGACUCUGACUCUCUGAGACACUACAGCUGGACUGCUGACACCUUGGACAACAUCAACAUGGUCUCCAGCCCCAUACACUCUGGCUUUUCCUCUCCUCUACCUCAGUAUGACUCCAGGUUCCUGGUCAGUUUCAUGGUGGAUGCACGCGGCGGCUCCAUGCGGGGGAGUCGUCAUAACGGAAUGCGCAUCAUCAUCCCGCCCAGGAAGUGCACGGCUCCGACACGCAUCACCUGCCGCCUGGCGAAGAGGCACAAGCUGGCCACGCCCCCACCGAUGGUGGAUGGAGAGGGAUUGGCCAGCAGGCUGGUGGAGGUGGGGCCUGCUGGAGCUCAGUUCCUUGGCCCUGUGAUCGUGGAGAUCCCCCAUUUUGGUUCUAUGAGGGGGAAGGAGAGGGAGCUGAUCAUGCUGAGGAGUGAGAAUGGAGAGACCUGGAAGGAACAUCAGUACGACUGCAAGACUGAUGACCUCAAUGAGCUGCUCAACGGCAUGGAUGAAGAGCUGGACAGUGCCAAGGAGCUGGAGAAGAAGCGUAUCUGUCGCAUCAUCACCAAGGAUUUCCCACAGUACUUUGCGGUGGUGUCUCGUAUCAGACAGGAGAGCAGCCAGAUGGGCCCUGAGGGAGGAGUCCUCUCCAGCCUGACACUUCCAUUGGUCCAGGCCUCCUUCCCAGAGGGGGCGCUCACCAAGAAGAUACGCGUGGGACUGCAGGCCCAGCCGGCUCCUGAUGACAUGGUGAAGAAGAUCCUUGGUAACCGGGCGACAUUCAGCCCCAUAGUGACGGUGGAACCUCGACGCAGGAAGUUCCACAAACCCAUCACCAUGACGAUCCCGGUCCCGCCCUUGUCAGGGGAGGGGGUUAGCAACGGCUACAAGGGAGACUCCACCCCCUGCCUGAGGUUGCUAUGCAGCAUCACCGGCGGAACCUCUCCUGCCCAAUGGGAGGACAUCACUGGGACCACGCCCCUAACCUUCGUCAAUGACUGUGUCUCCUUCACCACCAAUGUCUCUGCCAGGUUCUGGCUUGCUGACUGCCACCAGAUCCCAGAGACUGUAGGCCUGGCCACCCAGCUGUACAGAGAGCUCAUCUGUGUUCCUUACAUGGCCAAGUUCGUGGUGUUCGCCAAGAUGAACGACCCUAUGGAGUCCCGCCUGCGCUGCUUCUGUAUGACAGACGACAAGGUGGACAAAACCCUGGAACAGCAGGAGAACUUUGAGGAAGUGGCCAGGAGCAAAGACAUUGAGGUUCUGGAGGGGAGGCCCAUCUAUGUGGACUGCUAUGGGAACUUAGCUCCUCUGGCCAAGGCUGGACAGCUAUUGGUGCUCAACUUCUACGCAUUCAAAGAGAACCGGCUUCCUUUCUGUGUGAAGGUCAGAGACAACAGCCAGGAGCCGUGUGGCCGUCUGACAUUUCUGAAGGAGACCACUAAGACCGCUAAGGGUUUCCCCCAGACGGCCGUGUGUAACCUGAACAUCACUCUCCCUGCGCUGAAGAAGGAAAUGGAGUCAGACCCAGAUGAAGAGACUGAAAAGCCAGAACGACGCCAUACCUUUACAUCUCUAACCUUACGUAAGCGGUACAGCUAUCUCGCCGAGCCCGCCACGAAAACAGUUGAGCGAAGCACAGCAAGAACACUGCCUGCUGGUUACACUCACAAACCUGUCUUUUCAACAAGAUCUUACAAGGCAUGGUCGGCUGCGCCUCUUCCCCACACUGUCCAAGCAAGGUGUGGACUGGGCUCCCUCUCCGGCUCACCGCCCAACACACCAUCUGCAUCGCCACUAAAGUCUGCCUGGUUGCUCUCCUCCGCCUCUCCAAUCAAAUCUACCCUCGGAGCCUCACCAUCACAUUCAGUCAAGUCCUCUGGCGACAUAGCUUCUAUACCUGUCAGAUCCUAUAGAACUAUGGCCUCCCCUAUUAAGACUGUUGUACAGCAGGCCCAGUACCCGGUCCAGGUCUCUGCCAGUCUGGUGUCCUCUUCCUCUAAACCUGGAGCAGAUCCUGUCUUCAUUAAAGGACUAUCCAGCCCAUUUUCUUCCAGGACCACCCCAGCCUCUAACACAGGGUCUGUUCCAGAUAGAUCAACCAUAACUCAACCCGAAUCUCCCAAGGGCACAGCCAACAUGUACUCCUCUAGUUUACCCUUCAAAUCAGUCCUGUCGUCUUCAUCCUCCUCCCCUGUCAGAACCAUUCCUGGCCUGUCCACUACUUCAGCUCCAUCUAAGGGGAAGCCCCUCCCCUCUCUGUCCUCACCAGCCCACUCCUCAGAAGCCUCUGCUAUGGUGAAUGGAUUAGUUUCUCCCAUGAAGUACGCCUCUUCUUCUCAGUCCUCCUCCCCCUCUCCCUCCUCCCCCUGCUCCUGUUUGCUCUCUGAUAGGUCUAGCAGUCUGCAGGAGAGGAUACAGACCACCACUCACGCCGCCACUUCCAGUGUUAGUGCAGCUAUAAAUGAGGCCGAAAGGACAUUUAACUCUUCAGGGUACGGAACACUCAAAUCGGCGUCCUCGCGUAGAUCUAACACCUCAACUUCUGUCUACGGCUCUAUGAGGUCUCAAACCUCUUCCACCACCUCAGCAACACCCAAUACAAUGACUGUACCUGUAUACUCUUUUCUCAAUGUUGCGACCGAGUCCCAAAUGAAAAAAGGGCCUGGGUCGCUGAAGAUGUCGUCUGCAGACUCUCGCAGGUCAAAGACGGCGGUGAAGUCCCCUCCUUACAUCACCCCCCCAGGGCUCACUCUAACCCCACCCUCCUCCCUAUCCUCCAAUCAGGACAUCCUGAAAGACGUGGCCGAUAUGAAGGAGGACCUGAUCAGGAUGACGGCCAUCUUGCAGACUGACCCCAGAACAGCCAGGAACGUUCAGUCUCAGACUCCUAAAGAGCCUAAGAUGGAGGAUGAGGAGCCCUUCACCAUAGUAGAGAAAGUGAAGGAGGAUCUAGUGAAAGUCAGUGAGAUACUGACCAAGGAUGUGGUGAGUGAUAGUCAAGCCUGUAGAGGGAAGCCCUCCGAGGAGGAGUGGGAGGAGUUCUCUAAAGAUGAGUUAGAAGAAGCCCAGCAAAGUGCUAAGGAAUUCUUUCACCCUCCGUUUGACCCGAACACACUCUCCUUUAGGCCCCAGUCUAUGCCCAGUAAAGAGUUGAAUUUAGCCAAGGUUGUUGACUACCUGGCCAAUGACAUAGGUGCUAGUUCUCUUUCUAAGAUGGCCGAGAUGAAGAGCAGAUAUGAGGAGGCGAAAAGGGAAGGGGAGGACAAACAGAAACUAAAAAAACUCAAGAUGCCUCCCUCAGGUAUGCGUACCUCUGCCUCUGAGAAAGACUUAUGUAAACUAGCAGAGUCAUAUUAUGGACCUGACGCCAUAUUGGAGUCACCAGAGGACUUAUCUCAUGAGCAGGAUAAGAGUCCUCUGUCAGACAGCGGCUUUGAAACCAGGAGUGAAAAGACUCCUUCAGCCCCCCAAAGUGCAGAGAGCACCGGGCCCAAACCCCCCUUCACUGACCCCAUCCCUCCCUGCAUCACUGAGACUAGGACCGAGGUGGUCCAUAUCAGGAGCUACGAGCACCCAGACGAACCCUGUGAGGUGCAGAUGGAGGAGGCAGCCUCAGCAUUGCCGGCCUGCAUUGAACCAGAGGCCUCCUCCGCCAUCAAAGACAAAGUCAAAUCCUUCCAGAUCAAAGUGUCUGACGACUCUGACUCUGUCGUUAGCAAGAGCAUGAGGCUCAAAGAGGAGACCCACAUCACCACCACCACGCGCAUGGUUUACCACAAACCGCAGCUGAAAGACGGCUCGGAGAGGAUGGAAGAGACCAUGUCAGUCAGAGACAUAAUGAAAGCAUUCCAGUCCGGAAGGGACCCCUCCAAAGAACUAGCUGGACUGUUUGAGCACAAGGCUGAUCAGGACUCUGUCAAAGGGGAUGAACUCACCCCUAGGUUUAUUGAUAAUGACACUAAAGCCAAAAGAAUAAUGGAGGUUCACAUAGAAAAAGAAGGAAACACAUUCCAACCAACUGAGGUGAUUAUCAGGGAGACUAAGAAGAUUCCAGACUCUUAUUUCUAUAAAGGAGACCACAGAAUCCAAGAACUGCCUGAUUACGACGAGGCGCAGCAGGAAGGGGAGGAGCUUACUGCCAAUGACAGCCGGCCCAGCUCCACUCAGCUCAUGGCCGAUGACUCCUACAAAGCUCUCAAACUGCUCAGCCAGCACUCUGUAGAGUAUCACGACGACGAGCUCUCUGAACUCAGGGGAGAGUCUUACAGGUUCGCUGAGAAGAUGCUCCGUUCUGAGAAACUAGACAUAUCCCACUCUGAUACAGAGGACUCUAUGGCUGACCAAACACACCAAAUUACCUCAGAGUCGCAUGGGGCAGAGAGCGAUUACGGUGAGAAAGAGGCCGUGCCCAGGAAAGAGUUCACUUUCAAGUCAUCAAAGGAUACAUCCUCUAAGUCAGGUAAAUGUUCUCAUAAGGAUGACAAGUUUGACAAAGUGACAGUGUUGCAUUACACCACAGAGCCAGGCAGCCCAAAACAUGCAGUGUGGAUGCGUUUCACUGAGGACAAGCUGGACAGGAACAGAGAGAAGCUCAUCUACGAGGACCGCGUGGAUCAAACUGUCAAGGAAGCUGAGGAGAAACUGAGCGAGGUCUCUCAGUUUUUCCGUGACAAAACUGAGAAACUGAACGACGAACUGCAAUCCCCGGAGAAAAAGCCUCCAAAGAGAGACCCCAGGGAGACCAGGUCUGGGCCCAGCUCCACCUGUAAUAGCCCAGAGAAAACCCAGCAGAAAGCCAAGGCAGAGGGGGAGGAGUGGGGCAAGGGAAGGGGGAACAAACUGUUCAGUAGUACGACUGAGAGGAAGACCUCUAGUCUACCCAACAGUCCAGAGAGAGCUGUUCUCUCCCACUUCAGUGAGGAUACAUCCAAACAGCAGACAAAGGCAGAGGAAUUCUCUGAGCCAACCCAGGUUAAAGCCUCCAUCUCUAGAGUGAGCUCUGUUAGGAUGAAGUUCGAAUCAGAGGCUCAGAACCAAGAUAAGAGUAGUCCUCAGCUAGUACAGUCCACACCCCCAGUCAGCAGACUGCAGGAGAACAAGCUGCCAGUGAAUCAACUGUUCACUGGAGGAAAGACAACUAUAGGGUCUGAGGCCACAGAGGAAGGAAGUCCUUUUAAAAAGAUUCCAGAGAAACUCAAAGGACCUGCUUCCAAUAGCAGUAAAUCAGUUGUCUCAUCAGCUGCCCCCAAACAAUCAGGAGACAAACUGACUAAUAAGAACCUACCAUACACCAUAGCCUUAAAACACCUAACAGGUCAGACUGAUAAAGAAUCAGAGAAAACAAGCCCAUUGAGCCAGGAGAGUCAGGGCAUUGAGAUCAGUAAGGGUGUAAAGGGACCACCAUCACAUAGUCCUACACAUGACGCACCCAAGGAGAACAGUGGGGAAGUUGAAAAAGAACAGGUUUCUAUGAGGGAUUCUCCUUCCAAACAUGUUGCAUCAAGUCCCACAACCAAUAGGGUUGCUCAUUCUGAACCUGUGUCUAAACACCAUGGGGAAGCACAAAACAAGAAUCUUAGAAAAAAGACAGAGUACCAGAUCCCAGACAGGUCUGUGUCUAGUCACUCAGACAGCGAUCAGUCAGAGAAAGCAAAACAAGACACAGUAACUAAGCCAUCUGAAAAGACAUCCCAAAUCCCUAUACUAAAUAAGAACAGAAUAAGGGUCAGCCCAGUAACAAGCCCUACAAAGACAGAAGAACUAACAGACACAUCUCUUGAAAUAUUAGAUAAUGCACCAAAAGAUUCUAACUUGAACAAUGUGCAUGACACUUGCACAAGAGAAAUACAAGAGAGAUUAGCACCAGAGAAAACCACCACCAGAGAAAACUUCAAAGGCAUCAAAACAUUACCUGUCUAUGUGAGUGUCCAGGUGGGUAGGCAGGGAGAAAGAGAGGGCAGAGGAGGAGUACUGUACAAACAGAAACAGCCCUCUUCGCCUCAGGCCAGUCCUGACGAUGACACGCUAGAGCAGGUAUCUUUCAUAGACAGCUCAGGGAAGAGUCCCCUCACCCCGGAGACCCCUAGCUCAGAGGAGAUCAGCUAUGACCUCACCUCCAGAACACCAGACUCCAUCCUGGGCUUCACUCCCUUCCAGCCUAGCCCUAUCCCAGAGGUCUCCGAGGACUCCUCAGAGGAGGAGCAGGGCCAGGUAUUUUCCUUCAAGGACUUCAAACCAGAGACACCUAAUGUCACAGCAGCUGACCUUAAGAAUGGAAACCACCAGGCUGGACAGACACCUAAAGACAAAGGAGUAGCGUACAUCCAAUUCCCCCCUCCGCCUCCCCUGGACUCUGAGCAGUCCGGCCCCGAGGAGAAGAAGAAGAAGAAGGGAUCAUGUGGUUCCUCUGAGGCGGACAUGGAGAUGAUGGAGGUCAACCUCCAGGAAGAGUAUGAUAAACACUUCCUCACAGAGCCCAUCAUCAGAGUCCAGCCCCCCUCCCCGGUCCCCCCCGGGGCUGACGACAGUGACUCCAGUGAUGAUGAGUCCGUCUUCCAGCCCAUCUCUUUUAAGAAAUACACCUUUAAGAUCUCAGAGGGGCAGGAGCAGGAGAUCAAGAAUGGGUCCAAAUCCCCAAAACAGGAUAAAAACAGAAACAACAAAGAGCCAGGAAGUAACAAAACUAAUGGAACUUAUGAAGCUGGUAAAACAGAGGAGUACGACUCUGAACAGAAUGGAAAUGACCAGUCCAUAACAGACUGUUCUAUCGCCACGACGGCAGAGUUCUCUCAUGACACUGACGCUACUGAGGUCGACUCCCUGGAUGGGUAUGACAUGCAGGAUGAGGACGAUGGUCUGUGUGAGAUAGACACUAAACCCUUCAGCCUGCCGGACAGCAGGAAGGACGUGUGGACCUCAGACAGCAUGCUCCGGUCCUGCGACCGCUCCUUCAGUCAGACCAAACUAGAGGCCAUUGAAGAGGAAAAAACACCGGAGGAGGAAUCCAGAAAGGCUCAAGCUAAAAGUGAUCCAGUUGACAUAAAAACAGAUGGGGCCAUCUCUCAGGACCAGAAGGACAACGAUGGGUUUUCUGAUACAUACUUUAGUUACAAGCUAGAGGAGGCGUUUGACUCUCCGUUUAAAACUGUUGCUACUAAAGGUCUGGACUUUGACCCCUGGUCCAGUGUAGGAGGAGACAAUGAAGUGGUUGACGCCAGGAUAAAAGACGACGAGCCGAAGCCGUUUGGGCUGGCAGCAGACGACAGGUCACAGGCCACGACCCCAGACACGACCCCUGCCAGAACACCGACCGAUGAUAGCACCACGCCGACUAGCGAGCCAAACCCGUUCCCCUUCCAUGAAGGGAAGAUGUUUGAGAUGACUCGCAGUGGUGCGAUUGACAUGAGCAAGCGGGAUAUUGUUGAAGAAAGACUGCAGUUUUUUCAGAUUGGCCCUCAGAGCCCCUGUGAGAGGACUGACCUACGGAUGGCCAUAGUGGCAGAUCACCUGGGUCUGAGCUGGACUGAGCUUGCCAGGGAAAUGGAUUUCUCUGUAGAUGAGAUCAAUCACAUCCGCGUGGAUAACCCCAACUCUCUGACCGCUCAGAGUUUCAUGCUUUUAAAGAAAUGGGUUAGCAGAGAUGGUAAAAAUGCCACAACGGAUUCCCUUACAGAGGUCCUGACUAAGAUCAAUCGGAUGGAUAUUGUGACAUUGCUGGAAGGGCCAAUAUUUGACUAUGGUAACAUUUCAGGCACAAGAUGUUUUGCUGAUGAUAACGCAGUUACCCUGGAUCAGUGUAAUGGUUCCAGCAGCAUCCAGCUGGAGCUUCAGACCCCCACAGGGUUGAUCUGUCAGCCCUCUACCCCGCUAAGCAGCAACCACUUCUUUGACGAGGACGCUGGCCUAGACUCCCCCUCUAGAACGCCCACUAGACCAUGUGACUUGUCACUCACCCAGACCACCAGCACCCCAGGCCCCGCCCCCCAUGCUCAACCCCCCACAAUGGUGGUAGAGGAAGACACCUCAGGACCGCUAGACUCCCGGGGCCCCGGGGAGGGCGCCUGGGAGGGCCCCGGGGAGGGCGCCUGGGAAGGCGGGGGCCCUAAAGUGACCUCCACUGAAGAUGACACAGGGGUUAGCAGAGAGUCAGUGGCCUCAUACAAGCCCCAUGACAGGGAGGCAGGGGUGAGAGAGCAGGAUGUUGACAUGGGGAUGCUGAUACGUCAGAUUGAUCUUCCUCAGGGGGUGGUCAGGGAGGAUGAGUGGCUGGCUGGAGCCAGAGGAGACCCAUCAGAGACCCUGGGCUUUAGGCCUGCCCUGGGGGGGGGGUCUGGUUCUCCCGGGGAAGAGGAAGAGGAGGGAGAGAUGAGUGAGGAGAAGUUAAAGUCUCUGUUGGAGGAGAUGGCGCUGGAGGAAGGCUCGGAGGACGAGGAUAUGACGGAGGACAGGAUAAACGCCAUCUUGUCUCAGGUGCAGCAGGCAGACAAAGAUGUGAUGUCGUCACCUGCAGGUUGGCAUAGUGAGACGUCCAGCGUGAACGUGGAGCCCCCGACACCUGGCCGCAGUCUGAGUGCUGAGGGCAACGACCUCCAGGACACCAGCCCUGUGAAUUCUCUGGACUCCCUGACGACAUCACCUGUCCGACCAGCAGAGAAAUCCAAUGGAGACCACGCUGACUUCCUGUCCCAGCCCGAGUCACUUCCUGAGGCCCAGGCUUCGUCCAACGGGGUGAAGGGUCAUGGCCAGGUCGAGGACGAGGGAAGGGCAUCAGCGUCACAAGGAGGGCAGGAGGAGGAGGGAGGAGUGCAGAGGUCACAGCACAAAGUCCAGGAGGGUGGUAGAGAUAAGGAGACCAGCUUUGAUGAGGAACGGACUGUCACCACCAAGGUGUACCGGCGGAGGGUCAUUCUGAAGGGAGAAGAGGCCAGAAACAUCCCUGUGGAGUCAGUGACAGAAGAGCAGUUCACAGACGAGGAUGGAAACAUUGUCACCCGAAAAGUCAUCAGGAAAGUAGUACGUCGUAUUGCUGCUACGGCAACUACUUUUACUGCUGCUACUACUACUGCUGCUGCUACAGAGGAGGUGAAAGCAGGAGGAAGAGGAGAAGCAGCAGGAGGAGGAGGCAGGAAGGAAAAUAAGGGCAGGAAGAGAAACAAGUGCUCCCGAGGAGGCCCUAAGGCAGAGCAGGAGAGCUCUAAGGGUCAGAGGGGAAAGACUGAGUCUGGAGAAGGGUCAGGGUCGAAGGUGAAAAGGAAGCAAGUGGAAAAGGAUCAAUGGUAACAGUCGUGUGCUCAACCUGGUUUGUUGAUGUUUCAUGACUUCCUGGAAGGGAGAUAACUGGAACCUUGAAGCAGGAGAACAGCCAAUCAGAACGUGUGUCUGCAGCUUUCACGUUAACGCAUGGUUUUUACAGCAAGACCACUUUAUUUGAUUUCGCAUGAGCAUGAUGAAAAACGUACUUUUCUGUCCACAACCUGGGCUCCAGCCGUGACCUGUCGUUACCACGGUGACAGGAGAACAGGGGUGUGGUCUUGCUCCAUCAUGGCGUCAGGACGACAGUAGCCACACCUCCAAGCAUCUUCUCGGAACCAAUCAGGCACAACAGGACGUUUGAUUGACAGAUUAGAGAAACACUUAGAGUCACCUUCUACAAACCUUAUAUUUUCUGUCCUGUAGCCACACCACUGGGGUGGGUGUAUAAUGUGGCUGUGUUUUUUAAUGAUAACGGGGGGUUUGGUUGGAUAUAAACGACACUGUAAAACCUUCUGAAGUUAGUCACUGAUAGAAAGUUCUUUCUGCUCUGGUAGGAAAGCUUCGCAAAGCAUUGGAAUGAAAUGCAAAUAUUUGAUUCCACCUUUAUGAAAACGCUUGGGUGUUACUGCACAUGUCUAAUUAUCAGCAGGAAAUGUUUGUCAAAUCAAAAUGGUAGCUUGAUUUUAACCUAACUCCACUGCAACUCUCAAACAUCACUUCUGUGAACAAUAUUUCCUCAGAGUACUAAUAUUUUGAUGCAUGAGAUUCACCUGGUUUGACUUAGUUUUCCUCAUUUGCGAACAUUGUAUUAUGAAAUAAGGUGUUUAUUUCUAUCAGUCUGUCUACUCUGCUCUGGCACUGACUGUUUUAAAGAAACAUGAACUCACACAGCCACCUGGGGGACAGCAGGACAGAGAGGGAACCUUCAUUCUAAUGCUUUAUGAGGGCCCGCUGUGUAACCUGGAAUAUGCCUCUACUAUUAAAGACCUGGAGAUAUGAGAACUCCCAAUUUAUAAUGUAGACUGGCACAUUGGAAAGGGUUAGAGAGCUAUUACCCCAAUUUAUAAUGUAGACUGGCACAUUGGAAAGGGUUAGAGAGAUAUUACCCCAAUUUAUAACGUAGACUGGCACAUUGGAAAGGGUUAGAGAGCUAUUACCCCAAUUUAUAACGUAGACUGGCACAUUGGAAAGGGUUAGAGAGGUAUUACCCCAAUUUAUAAUGUAGACUGGCACAUUGGAAAGGGUUAGAGAGGUAUUACCCCAAUUUAUAACGUAGACUGGCACAUUGGAAAGGGUUAGAGAGCUAUUACCCCAAUUUAUAAUGUAGACUGGCACAUUGGAAAGGGCUAGAGAGCUAUUACCCCAAUAUAUAAUGUAGACUGACACAUUGGAAAGGCUUAGAGUGUUUACCCCAAUUUAUAAUGUAGACUGGCACAUUGGAAAGGGUUAGAGAGGUAUUACCCCAAUUUAUAAUGUAGACUGGCACAUUGGAAAGUGUUAGAGAGUGUUUACCCCAAUUUAUAAUGUAGACUGACACAUGGGAAAGGCUUAGAGCGUUUACCCCAAUUUAUAAUGUAGACUGGCACAUUGGAAAGGGUUAGAGAGCGUUUACCCCAAUUUAUAACGUAGACUGACACAUUGGAAAGGGUUAGAGAGCAUUUACCCCAAUUUAUAAUGUAGACUGGCACAUUGGAAAGGGUUAGAGAGCUAUUACCCCAAUUUAUAAUGUAGACUGGCACAUUGGAAAGGCUUAGAGAGCGUUUACCCCAAUUUAUAAUGUAGACUGGCACAUUGGAAAGGGUUACAGAGGUAUUACCCCAAUUUAUAAUGUAGACUGGCACAUUGGAAAGGGUUAGAGAGGUAUUACCCCAAUUUAUAACGUAGACUGGCACAUUGGAAAGGGUUAGAGAGCUAUUACCCCAAUUUAUAAUGUAGACUGGCACAUUGGAAAGGGCUAGAGAGCUAUUACCCCAAUAUAUAAUGUAGACUGACACAUUGGAAAGGCUUAGAGUGUUUACCCCAAUUUAUAAUGUAGACUGGCACAUUGGAAAGGGUUAGAGAGGUAUUAUCCCAAUUUAUAAUGUAGACUGGCACAUUGGAAAGUGUUAGAGAGUGUUUACCCCAAUUUAUAAUGUAGACUGACACAUUGGAAAGGCUUCGAGUGUUUACCCCAAUUUAUAAUGUAGACUGGCACAUUGGAAAGGCUUAGAGAGUGUUUACCCCAUUUUAUAAUGUAGACUGGCACAUUGGAAAGGGUUAUAGAGGUAUUACCCCAAUUUAUAAUGUAGACUGGCACAUUGGAAAGGGUUAGAGAGGUAUUACCCCAAUUUAUAAUGUAGACUGGCACAUUGGAAAGUGUUAGAGAGUGUUUACCCCAAUUUAUAAUGUAGACUGACACAUUGGAAAGGGUUAGAGAGGUAUUACCCCAAUUUAUAAUGUAGACUGGCACAUUGGAAAGGGUUAGAGAUGUAUUACCCCAAUUUAUAAUGUAGACUGGCACAUUGGAAAGGGUUAGAGAGGUAUUACCCCAAUUUAUAAUGUAGACUGGCACAUUGGAAAGGGUUAGAGAGGUAUUACCCCAAUAUAUAAUGUAGACUGGCACAUUGGAAAGGCUAAGAGAGCGUUUACCCCAAUUUAUAAUGUAGACUGGCAAAUUGGAAAGGGUUAGAGAGCUAUUACCCCAAUUUAUAAUGUAGACUGGCACAUUGGAAAGGGUUAGAGAGGUAUUACCCCAAUAUAUAAUGUAGACUGGCACAUUGGAAAGGCUAAGAGAGCGUUUACCCCAAUUUGUAAUGUAGACUGGUCCAUUGGAAAGGGUUAGAGAGCUAUUACCCCAAUUUAUAAUGUAGACUGGCACAUUGGAAAGGCUUAGAGAGUGUUUACCCCAUUUUAUAAUGUAGACUGGCACAUUGGAAAGGGUUAGAGAGGUAUUACCCCAAUAUAUAAUGUAGACUGGCACAUUGGAAAGGCUAAGAGAGCGUUUACCCCAAUUUAUAAUGUAGACUGGCACAUUGGAAAGGGUUAGAGAGCUAUUACCCCAAUAUAUAAUGUAGACUGACACAUGGGAAAGGCUUAGAGCGUUUACCCCAAUGUAUAAUGUAGACUGGCACAUUGGAAAGGGUUAGAGAGCGUUUACCCCAAUUUAUAACGUAGACUGACACAUUGGAAAGGGUUAGAGAGCGUUUACCCCAAUUUAUAAUGUAGACUGGCACAUUGGAAAGGGUUAGAGAGGUAUUACCCCAAUUUAUAAUGUAGACUGGCACAUUGGAAAGUGUUAGAGAGUGUUUACCCCAAUUUAUAAUGUAGACUGACACAUUGGAAAGGCUUCGAGUGUUUACCCCAAUUUAUAAUGUAGACUGGCACAUUGGAAAGGCUUAGAGAGUGUUUACCCCAUUUUAUAAUGUAGACUGGCACAUUGGAAAGGGUUAGAGAGGUAUUACCCCAAUUUAUAAUGUAGACUGGCACAUUGGAAAGGGUUAGAGAGGUAUUACCCCAAUAUAUAAUGUAGACUGGCACAUUGGAAAGGCUAAGAGAGCGUUUACCCCAAUUUAUAAUGUAGACUGGCACAUUGGAAAGGGUUAGAGAGCUAUUACCCCAAUAUAUAAUGUAGACUGACACAUGGGAAAGGCUUAGAGCGUUUACCCCAAUGUAUAAUGUAGACUGGCACAUUGGAAAGGGUUAGAGAGCGUUUACCCCAAUUUAUAACGUAGACUGACACAUUGGAAAGGGUUAGAGAGCGUUUACCCCAAUUUAUAAUGUAGACUGGCACAUUGGAAAGGGUUAGAGAGGUAUUACCCCAAUUUAUAAUGUAGACUGGCACAUUGGAAAGUGUUAGAGAGUGUUUACCCCAAUUUAUAAUGUAGACUGACACAUUGGAAAGGCUUCGAGUGUUUACCCCAAUUUAUAAUGUAGACUGGCACAUUGGAAAGGCUUAGAGAGUGUUUACCCCAUUUUAUAAUGUAGACUGGCACAUUGGAAAGGGUUAGAGAGGUAUUACCCCAAUUUAUAAUGUAGACUGGCACAUUGGAAAGGGUUAGAGAGGUAUUACCCCAAUAUAUAAUGUAGACUGGCACAUUGGAAAGGCUAAGAGAGCGUUUACCCCAAUUUAUAAUGUAGACUGGCACAUUGGAAAGGGUUAGAGAGCUAUUACCCCAAUAUAUAAUGUAGACUGACACAUGGGAAAGGCUUAGAGCGUUUACCCCAAUUUAUAAUGUAGACUGGCACAUUGGAAAGGGUUAGAGAGCGUUUACCCCAAUUUAUAACGUAGACUGACACAUUGGAAAGGGUUAGAGAGCGUUUACCCCAAUUUAUAAUGUAGACUGGCACAUUGGAAAGGGUUAGAGAGCUAUUACCCCAAUUUAUAAUGUAGACUGGCACAUUGGAAAGGCUUAGAGAGCGUUUACCCCAAUUUAUAAUGUAGACUGGCACAUUGGAAAGGGUUAGAGAGCUAUUACCCCAAUUUAUAAUGUAGACUGGCACAUUGGAAAGGGUUACAGAGGUAUUACCCCAAUUUAUAAUGUAGACUGGCACAUUGGAAAGGGUUAGAGAGGUAUUACCCCAAUUUAUAACGUAGACUGGCACAUUGGAAAGGGUUAGAGAGCUAUUACCCCAAUUUAUAAUGUAGACUGGCACAUUGGAAAGGGCUAGAGAGCUAUUACCCCAAUAUAUAAUGUAGACUGACACAUUGGAAAGGCUUAGAGUGUUUACCCCAAUUUAUAAUGUAGACUGGCACAUUGGAAAGGGUUAGAGAGGUAUUACCCCAAUUUAUAAUGUAGACUGGCACAUUGGAAAGUGUUAGAGAGUGUUUACCCCAAUUUAUAAUGUAGACUGACACAUUGGAAAGGCUUCGAGUGUUUACCCCAAUUUAUAAUGUAGACUGGCACAUUGGAAAGGCUUAGAGAGUGUUUACCCCAUUUUAUAAUGUAGACUGGCACAUUGGAAAGGGUUAUAGAGGUAUUACCCCAAUUUAUAAUGUAGACUGGCACAUUGGAAAGGGUUAGAGAGGUAUUACCCCAAUUUAUAAUGUAGACUGGCACAUUGGAAAGUGUUAGAGAGUGUUUACCCCAAUUUAUAAUGUAGACUGACACAUUGGAAAGGGUUAGAGAGGUAUUACCCCAAUUUAUAAUGUAGACUGGCACAUUGGAAAGGGUUAGAGAGGUAUUACCCCAAUUUAUAAUGUAGACUGGCACAUUGGAAAGGGUUAGAGAGGUAUUACCCCAAUUUAUAAUGUAGACUGGCACAUUGGAAAGGGUUAGAGAGGUAUUACCCCAAUAUAUAAUGUAGACUGGCACAUUGGAAAGGCUAAGAGAGCGUUUACCCCAAUUUAUAAUGUAGACUGGCACAUUGGAAAGGGUUAGAGAGCUAUUACCCCAAUUUAUAAUGUAGACUGGCACAUUGGAAAGGGUUAGAGAGGUAUUACCCCAAUAUAUAAUGUAGACUGGCACAUUGGAAAGGCUAAGAGAGCGUUUACCCCAAUUUGUAAUGUAGACUGGUCCAUUGGAAAGGGUUAGAGAGCUAUUACCCCAAUUUAUAAUGUAGACUGGCACAUUGGAAAGGCUUAGAGAGUGUUUACCCCAUUUUAUAAUGUAGACUGGCACAUUGGAAAGGGUUAGAGAGGUAUUACCCCAAUAUAUAAUGUAGACUGGCACAUUGGAAAGGCUAAGAGAGCGUUUACCCCAAUUUAUAAUGUAGACUGGCACAUUGGAAAGGGUUAGAGAGCUAUUACCCCAAUAUAUAAUGUAGACUGACACAUGGGAAAGGCUUAGAGCGUUUACCCCAAUGUAUAAUGUAGACUGGCACAUUGGAAAGGGUUAGAGAGCGUUUACCCCAAUUUAUAACGUAGACUGACACAUUGGAAAGGGUUAGAGAGCGUUUACCCCAAUUUAUAAUGUAGACUGGCACAUUGGAAAGGGUUAGAGAGCUAUUACCCCAAUUUAUAAUGUAGACUGGCACAUUGGAAAGGCUUAGAGAGCGUUUACCCCAAUUUAUAAUGUAGACGGCACAUUGGAAAGGGUUAGAGAGGUAUUACCCCAAUUUAUAAUGUAGACUGACACAUUGGAAAGGCUUAGAGAGCGUUUACCCCAAUGUAUAAUGUAGACUGACACAUUGGAAAGGCUUAGUGAGCGUUUAGUCCAAUUUAUAAUGUAGACUGGCACAUUGGAAAGGCUUAGAGAGCGUUUACCCCAAUUUAUAAUGUAGACUGGCACAUUGGAAAGGGUUAACAGUUAUCAUAUGUAUUGGCUCUAAACCAAUCAUUGGUCAUUAUUUUAUCAGAAUAAUGUUAUGUUUUUAGCCUGCUGUGGUUUAAAGGGGCAUUUUGGGUUUUGGUGCCAUAUUUCCUUCCGUUGUAUCUAUUCAUAUGAGACCACCUAAAGCAUUGAUUGAUGAUCUGGUAACAUAUGUAUGACAACCAACAUGGAUGAUCCAAUUCAUUAUUUAAGCAGAAAUAAAUUGUGAUUAAACUGAA